Polyodon spathula (Mississippi paddlefish) is the source of this 3203-nucleotide messenger RNA. RefSeq names its product interleukin-10 receptor subunit beta-like. Bases 532 to 2253 code for a protein of 573 amino acids. The transcript has 8 exons. Lineage: Eukaryota; Metazoa; Chordata; Actinopteri; Acipenseriformes; Polyodontidae. Gene Ontology annotation, molecular function: protein binding. The record is from RefSeq and is a predicted model, not a curated record.
UUACUCUGACGCAUACAACACAUAAACACCUUUUGUCUACUCAAGGCAUGAAACCAAAAACAAACGCCAAACCUGUUCUACGGAAAGCAACACGUUGUCAGUGGCCUCUGCUCUUUGUUCUGUCCCCCUAAAGGAGAAUCUGUUCACGCCCACUUCGAGACUUCCUCCCUGAAACCUGAUUCUUUGGGGCAAGCCAAUACCUAAAUGAGCUGAGCUCUCAGAGCCUGUGGGUCAACUGCCUCAUAGCUCUGACACACUGUUGCUCAUUUUUUCUGAAUUAGACACACUACAUUCUUUCUGCCAUAAAUGCGAGGAACCCUGAUAUGCACACGCACUCUCGCACUCAUCUUUCAUGCAUCUCUCUCUUUUGUGAGUCACUCGCACACAUGCAUGUUCAGACACCCACAGCACACUGACAUAAGACUGUCUCUCAGCCCUUUCCUGCUCUGCUGUUGCUGGCUGUUGGUGUCUGAAGGAUUCGCUCCGCGGUAGGAUGGUAGAUAUCCCUCCAGUCAGGAGCCCAGUCAAAGGAUGAACUGGCUCUUUUCCAUGAUUCUCAUGUGCUGCUGGUGCUGCCCACUCCUCGCCAUGGGUUGGCUGCUCCCUCCUUCCAAUAUAAAAUUGCUUUCUGAGAACCUUUUCGCUGUCCUGCAUUGGGAACCUGCACCCGGACAUCCUGCUGACACAAACUACACUGUGGAGAUCAGGAAAUUAAAAGAGGAUCAGUAUAUUCAAGUUGAUGGCUGCAUUUCUGUGCCCUCCACACAUUGUGACCUUUCCCUGACAUGUGAAGACACCUCUGCAUUGUACUUUAUAAGGGUGAGAGCCACUUGGAAUGGGAACAGUUCAAACUGGACAGAUUAUCUGCAAUUUAAUCCAUAUCAAGACACUACGGUCAGCCCCCCUACCGUCUUCCUCUCUGCCCAGGGGAGAUCGAUCCGUGUUGACGUUCACCUCCCACGGACUCCUUUCAAACACGAGAACAGCUUGCAGUUAAAAACAAUUCGCCACUUCUUUACUCUGAAGUGCACAAUCCAGCUCCGCAUUGAUGACAACACUAUACAAAGCACGGUGCUGACGAAUAUUUCAGACAACAUGACCUAUACUUUUGAUGACUUGAAUCCCAAAGACCGGUACUGCAUUAUAUCCAUGAUCUCAGCUUACAAAGACAGUGACUGGUCUCAUAAAGAGUGUGUCUCCCUGAUAACAGAGCAGGGCCCAUCAGUGUCUUUGCUCCUACUUCUGAGCGUUGUACCUGUGAUACUUUUUUUCCUGGCUGUGGCUGUUGUCGUGUUCUUCCGACAGUACAUCUUCCCCAGACGUUCAGAACUUCAGAUUCCAAAAACCUUGGAGAUUCUCAUAGUAAAAAAUGAUUUGUUUGUAAACCUCUCCCCCAAGAGCAUGGAGUGGGAUCCGGUGGGAGAUAACAUCUCGUUCCUCUCCGCCCCUGGCUCGGGCUCCGGGACUGCCUUACUGGGCAUCCAGGAAAUCUCAAGUGACCCCAGACAAGCAGACAGUGGGGAGGUCUGCUACCACAGCAAUGGCUUCUAUGAGACACUCCUGGAGAAUGGGGCCUUUACUGGGAGCGUCCUGUCAUCAGGACAAAGCAGGGAUCCAGACUACACACAUGAGGAGGGCUAUUCUGAAGAGCAGCUGAGCACCACAGCAAAUGCAUCUGAAUUCUAUUCUAAAACAAGCCCCUAUGGAACAGAGAGUCUCUCCCAGGGCAGUGUCAGUGCUGAGGAGUCCGAAUUCAGGAAAAGUCCAGUGCUAAGAGCAGAAGUCAAAGAGCAGCCAGCUGGCCCUGGUUUAGACGCCAGACCCCUGAUCGAUAUCCCUCUUUACUCUGUGAAACUGUCAGCCACCAAGGGGGUGGAGCUGUUCCUAGGAGGCAUAUCCCGUGCCUCUGCUGCUGAGAAUAGUGCCAAAGUGCAGCCUGGAAGUUUUCAUUGCAGUAGAGAUGGGGAAGACACCCCUAGCAGUAAAAAACAGCAGCUCACCCUCACUCUCCCUCAGCUGGACUCCAGCCCUGUGCUGACGGUUUCACAGGCCUCUGAGAUGUACCAGAUGGAUUCUAGGGUACCUGAAUCAGAGACGUGUGGGGAGAGCCAGUCCAGCACAGUUUUGGGGGACCCAGCCCAUGCAAGCGGGUAUGAAUGGCGCCCUUUUCCCUCUGAGUAUUCCCCCAGGACAGGGGUAGUGUUGGGGUCAGUUAGACUGAACACCUUUCAAUUCCAAGACUGGGGGAUGUGAGUGUGCCCCUAAAUGGCUUGCUCAUUGCUUUUUCUGUCUGUAAAAAUUAGUAAAACGCCAAAGAGUGUCCUGUUUUAAUGAUUUACUGUUCAACCAGGGUACUCCAACUAAGACAAUGUCUCAGCAAUUUUUUCCACCCCAGCUUCCAGUUGUAAUACAGUGCAUUCCAUAAGUAUGGGAAGCGUAUUCAAUUGAGUGAAAUGUUCUGUGUUCACCACUGUACUCGAUACAUUGAAGAACUUGGACCUUUUGAAAAGGGCGAUCAUAUGGAACCUGCUUCAUUGAAAUCAUCUGCAUUCACAUACCACUGCCCAAACCUCGUCUCGCUUGACUACCUCAACAUUAUUACUAAGUAAUAUUCAGAUUUUUAAAAACAACUCAGCCAGUCAGAAAGCUACUGCCAGUUAUUAACCAUCAGUAAUAAUUGCAGUAGUUAAUCAUGUGAUGCACGACAGAUAGGAACUAUUCUAAACAUUUCUAAACGCCCUCUUUGCCUGGAAUCUUUCAUCACACUGUAUUCACACCUCCAUCCAUUUCUCAUAAUCCGGUCCUGAAGUAACAGAUUAGCGGGACUUUCUGAAGAAAUUUAUUUAGAGCUGAAUCAGUUUAUAGCCUCAUGAAUGUAUUAUACUGUAUUUGCCAUGUUUUAAUGUAUUGUGCGUCUACAGUAUGUUUUGAUCAUUAACUUUCAAAAACCUGGCUGACAGAUGUCUUCCAGCAGUGACUUUGUUUAUUUGCAAGGAAGCUGUUAACAACUGAUAUUUUUUCUGUCUAUCUCUAUAUCUCUCUAUCUAUCUCUAUCAUUAGCUCAAAGAGCCAACUACCAAAUGUUUCUAUAUGUUGUACAUAUCUUUCUCAAGGGAGGGUGUGUUUCAAUCAAAGUACUGGAGGUAUUUAUAGGUUUUUGACAGCAUGGCAACUACUUGUUAUUGUUUAUAUUCAAAUCCAUG